This is a messenger RNA of Closterium sp. NIES-67, 2732 nucleotides long. The record is from the annotation of a GenBank genome assembly. Lineage: Eukaryota; Viridiplantae; Streptophyta; Zygnematophyceae; Desmidiales; Closteriaceae.
CCCUCUCCCACUUUGCCGCGCAGCCAAAUCAAACCCCGCCAGAACAAAAACCCGGGCCAGCCGAGUCCCCCUGAAGGAACCCCACCCACCCAGUCGCCCCCCCUCCAACGCCUCAGACCUUCCCCACCCCGUGUCAUCCGCCAGCAACUCUCUCCGCCUCCCCCCAACUCCCGCACCAAAAAGUGCCACCUCCCCCGUUGCCCUCCCCGCACUGCCCUCCCCCCACCCUCCCCCCAGCGCCUCUCCUUCCAUCAACUCCCAUCCCAUCCCCAUCACCGCCUCCCUCCGUCCCCCCACAAACACUUCUCGGAGCAGCUAUAACCCGCGCAAUCUCAAUUCAUUAUCUAUUCUAUCUUUUUUGAGAGCGGUUCACCGCUCUUUUUCCCAGCACUCCGGUAGCUCACAGACUGGCGCGCCAUCUUCUAGCUUAGCUGAUUGGAAUUGCAAGAACCUAUCGACCAUGGUUGAUACGCGCCAAGUAGGAUCGCUCUGGACUCCCGAGGAAGAUGUCAUUCUGUUGCAGCACGUGGCACGCUACGGCACCAAGCACUGGGGCUCCCUUCAAUCCAGCUCUACUCUCCCGCAUCGCGAUCAGAAGGCGUGCUGCAAUCGCUUCAUCCUUCUGAAAAGGAAAUUCUUUCAGGCCCGAGCUAAGGGACAGAAUCUGCAGACCAUCUUUCCGUACAUCAACGUCAACUCUCAGCCUCAAAGCCCCUCAGCGGUUGCCUCGUCGAUGCUUCGCGCUCCCGCAUCCCCUUCGGCGGAAACUGCUCUCCACGUGAACGCGUCGUCUCGCGUCAUCUGCAAGCGCGUUGUGGCUCCCUCCCUUUCGAGACCCGCGAUUCUGCAGUCCGCUCUCAACACUAUUCAAGAUCAAACCGGUAAUGGCGGCGGUUCCGCGUGGAUGCCGAACCUCGUUGACGCGCAGCGCUCUCCCGCCGUUUCAAACCCCUCGUCUCCUCUCAGCGCGGCACACGGCAUGUUCUCCGUGCAGCAGCAGAGCCAGCAGCAGCUUCAGCAGUUGCUGGUCACAAUCGGCCAAUCAGUGAACGCCGUCAGUCAAGCUGCUGCGCAGUUUGUCAACGCCGCGUCUUCCGUCAACCCUGCCUCAUUUCCCGCCAACCACAUCAACCAGAAGCGGCAGGCUCAUUCCUCAGUAGCCAAUCCCGCGGGCCAGCAGAGCGCGGCGGACGCGGUAGUGAACAUGAUUCUGCGCAAGAUCGCCGGUGACGCGUCUUCUUUCCAGAAGCACCCCGCUGCAGCAGCAGAGAGCAAUCCUGCGUCCUCCAAAUCAGACGUCUCCGUCGAGCCCUUCUCUGCCGCUGCUCUCUCGCCUCCCCUCCUCGACGCCUCGUCGCGUCCCUCCUCCGCCGCCAUUCGCCGUCCGUCUCUUCUCUCCGCGCCAACCCGCGCGCUGUCCGCCGUCGUGCCGACCUCUGUGGCGUCCGCCGGCUCCUUCCCCGCUAACUCCGGCGCGAGUCUGCAGCAGGUGGUGCCGGGAUCACAGUCGUGCGGGGCGGCGCCGGAUUCGGACAGCGAUGACGACAUGGUGCUGGCGUACCUGCACGCGCAGGGGCAGGCGCAGAUGCACGCGCAGGCGGAAGCCAAGGCGGAAGGAAUGGCGGAAGCGCAGGCUCAUGGGAAUGUGGAGCAGCAGGCGCAGCAAGCGGCGAAACUGGAGGUCAUGGCGUCGGAUGCGGCGGACAUGACGCUGCUGCUGCAGCUGCACGAGGAAGUCAUGGUUCUCGAGAAGCUCGUUGCUGCCGGCGCCGUUUCCACGGCGACCGUUGCUAAAGCUGCUGCUGCUUCUCCCUCCGCAGCUGCCAUGUCAGCCUUGGCGCCUCUCCCUCGUGCUGCUGACUUCUCUCUCCCCUGUGCUGCACCCGAUGCAGCUCUCCCUCGCAACCAGAGUCUCUCCCACCGCCCCGACACGUUCCUGGAGCAGAUGUCGAGUGCGCCAGGCCGCAUGCUGUUUGGCUUCAGCCCUGUGUACGAUCUCAUGGCGCCUGGCGGGGCCUGGGGAGCUCACGCUGCCGCUGCUGGGAUGGCUGGUGCUGGCGCGGGUGACGUGUCGGGAUGGGAUUUGAGGGAUCUGGUUGACGCCUCUUCGUUCGACCUCGGUGCUCCUGCCGCCUUCCUGGCUUGAGAUGUGUACAGAGAGACGCGGGCUCCUCAUCUGCUUCGCAGUGCUGCUGUUUGAGAUUACCGCAAUGGUGACAGCAGGCACGGGAGAUGUUUUUUUUUUUCCUGGUCACAGCCAGUGGAAAGCCAGGUGGACCACCACUCCAGCGUCAUGUCUUCGUCGCGGGAGCUUUCUUUGCAAGGGCGUUGGCUCUUGUUGCCGCUGCUCUGCUCUGUUUGCUUGUAGCAUGGUUCUGUUCCCCCCUUCUCUCUCAGCCUCUGCGUGUGUCUCACCUUUUUUGCCAGGGGUGGCUGGCAGCUCCAGCAGUGGGGGCAGCAGGCACGGCUCAGCUUGCUCUGACACGGCUCCUUGCCGUUUUUCUUGCCUCAGUGGGUCUAGGCCUGCUGUGUGCAUGCUCAUGCUGUGCCGUACCUUGCCUGUCCCUGCUGCUGCUGCUGCUUGCUCCCAUCCCUAGGCUCCUAGGAAGACACUGAGUAGUCUAGUGUUAGCUGUGCUGUUCACAAUGUAAAAUGCUCUUAUGGAAUUGAGAUGGUCCAUCCUUCAUCUUGUAGUCCUGGUAGCAGGACAUAGCCUGGUUCAUCCUUGACUA